AUGGAUAACUCCUACUCAGAGUGUUUGACACUGCUUCAAGAUCAAGCAAACACAAUUCUUGAAGGAUUGCCUGCUUUUGGUCAUAGAAGUAUAUGUUUUACCUGUGGCAAUUCUAUUCUACGUGCAGCUAGAACAUAUCCUGUAAGACAAGAUCGACAAGAGAGAAACAUUUUAGUUAGACAUAUUCCGCUGCAUCUGAUCUCAAGAUUGGAAAGAGUAUGUGCUGCUUGCUGGAGAUCAGCUACAAGAGAAUUGCAAUGUCGUGAUCAGCAAGACUCCAAUCGAUCAAGUCCGCAUCGCAAAGAUCCAAUCGGAUCAAGUAGCGAUCUCAAUAUUCCUGAGCCGCCCCCUCUUCCACAACAAAACCUACACACUACUCAUAUUAGAUCAAAUCCAACAAUUAUGUUUUCAGUGUAUAAGCGCUAG
Messenger RNA from Parnassius apollo (apollo), 426 nucleotides. Lineage: Eukaryota; Metazoa; Arthropoda; Insecta; Lepidoptera; Papilionidae. The record is from the annotation of a GenBank genome assembly.